ACAAAAACAUUAGGAAGAGGGAAAUUGAACAAAGCAUGGCGGACUGUUUAGCGGUUUGAAUUGUUUACAGCAGCUUAACAGAAUACGCGCCCUUCUCACUUCCUUGUACUACAUCUAUUAAUUAUAUAUUGUAGACAUUGAGUGUGACUAUUAGAAAUGGAUGAUACCUUUUCCUUUGGGUUCUGGGGAAAAUCUAGUGAAGAAUUACUGCAUUCAAAAUUUCCGAUGCACCGGGCCUGCCGCGAUGGAGACCUGAGAGUUUUGUCGGAACUAUUGAUGUCUUCUGCCGAGGAUCAGUACGACUUGUUUGCGGAAGACCAGUUUUAUGGCUGGACCCCAGCUCACUGGUCCGCAUAUUAUGGAAAACUUGAGUGUUUACAAAAGCUUGUAUUAGCAGGAAUCAGCUAUGAUGUAGCUACGGAAAGGUUUAACCAAACUCCGACUCACGUUGCUUCGUUCGGCAAUCAACCACAUUGUCUACUCUGGUUACUUCAAAAUGGAACUGUGGUGAAUAGAAGGGACUACUUGGGAGAGACAGCAAUGCACAAGGCGGCUAGGAGUGGCAGUAUAGAGUGUUUGAAGCUACUGCAAUCAUUUGGAGCAAUAUCAAGUGUGCCGAAUAACAAUGGACAUACUGCACUGGACUUAGCAGUGUCCUGCGGCCAUGAGCAGUGUGCUGAGUAUUUACAACAGACCAUGAACAGUGUUGCCGUCCACUCUAAUGGUCAUCCCCUGGCAAACGGUCUGAACAGAGUUCAGGCUGGCGUGUUUGAACAUGUUAAUGGUCAUACAGAUGAAUUUAAUGUCGAUAGUAGCAUGGAUCUACAAGCUAAUGGUCAGAGUUGUUUUUUUAGCCGGAAGAGGACGAUGAUAGACAAUGAUGAAAAUGGAUCAAAGAAGGCAAGAACAGAUGAUUGCCUUACUCCCCUGCAGUUCACAGAUAGCACGGUCCCAGGACAUCCAUUGGCUGCUCAGCCAGCCCCACCACAGGCAGCCAAUGGUAGUGCAGCCAAUGGUAGUAUACCUAACACUAACGGAACCCACGGUCUGUUAGAUGUUAACUGCAACUCAGAAACCAAUGAUAUGCAAGUUGAUAGAAAUGAAGAUGCUAUGUCGAAUGAGAGUCACUUUAUGAAUGGUGUGGACGCCACAUCUGUACAUGGUAACCGUUCCAGCCCAAUUUCUAGUAUGGUUGAACAUCAGAGGUCAGUGGAACAGGCUCAGGGUUACGACAGUGUUAUGUACGAUUCCUUGUACGGAAGCACACCCUUCUGCCAUGCUUAUUGAUGUAGGAUUUUGAUUACUCUUAUCACACUACGUUCGUGUUUGUACACUUUUAGCUUGAUAUGAUAAAAACUUGAACAAGUGGAUUCAAAGGUGGGGAGGGGGGGGCAGCUAUAUUUAUUUAUUUAUUUUAUACAUACUCCUGCUUUGCAUAUGCUGCGCAUUAAAAUGCCAAUUUUUAAGGACUUUAGACUUUCCGCGUUGUUAUGGGAACUGUACUUUAAAGUGAAUUUCUAAGCAGCAAUGGAAGUAAUUGUUCUGCUUCAAUUUUGAAUAUAGUUAUUAAUAGUUUUUUUCUGGACAAUUUUUAAUAUUUUUUUAAUUUUGUUUAUUUUAGAUGCAUUUUGUGAAUACUAGAUUUUGUUUAACUAGAUAAUAUGUUUUUAUUCCCAUAGCUACAAUGAGACUUUGUCUAAUGGACAAUUUAAAUUAUUGUUUACAGUUGUUUUGAAUGUAAUUUAUUAAUAGUAUUUCAGUUAUUUUUUUCUGGACAUUUUUUUAAAUAAUUACGAUUAAUUAAAAUUCACAAAAAAUUAUGUUGAUGCAGACGCGUUUUGUAAAUAUUAGUUUUUUUUUUUAAUAAAAAGUUUGUGUGUGACGCUGUGUUUGCAGUAAAAUCAUGGCAGUUUUAUCGCCAUGAUGAUAAUCACUUUUUUUUAUGCUUGAAAAUUUUGUAAAUUUGUAUAAAAAGCAAGGAACGCCUGAAAAGAUGUUUUUGGAUGAUAAUCUACAUGUAGCUUCUAAGUAAAUUGUGAUUUUAAAUCCAGUAUAAUAUGAUCAAACUGACUAUGGUAUACGACACAUUCCGCUAGGUUGGUCACAUGAUGUAUAGUGGGUAUCAAUUGUAAACAGGCAGCGUGAGUGUUGCUCGGUUAUAGGAAAAUGUGUGGCUUCUUCGGAGUGUAAAGCACAUAUUUGAUGUUGAAGAACGUCAGUUGAAAUGCCAGUAAACUAUAAUAUAUUGAUUGGAUAUUGAACUUGAGAAUUUUUUUUCAUAAUGGUUUGCUAAUGCUCUAAAAGAUACUGGCCACAAACCCUGAGAUUUUUCGAGAAAUGCUAGGCCUAGGCCCCUGCAUCUAUGACCUGUUUGGGUAUGCACAAGAGUCUUCAAUCCGCGAACUGCGAUUUUGACACUACGAUUUCUAGGCUAGCUAAGGUUUACGAAGAAUCACAUAAACUCCAAAGCAUGCAAAGCAUAUUGAACGCUAGAAUAAGUAAAUGAACACUAUAUGUGAACAAUCAUAGUGCCUUUCCUUGGUAGUUAAUUCUCGCGUUAAUAUUGGCGGUUGGUUUACGCUACCAUAACAUUACCCUUUCCUAUUAAAAACACUGAUCGCACUGUAAAUUCUGCAGAGUUAUACCCACUAUAAGGUCAGGUGACGGGCUGUAAACUAGCCUGGAGGAAUGUGUCCACACUGUUUUGUUGUGACAUCUACACUUAAGUUUAGUACUGUAAUUAUAAGGACAAUGAUAUUUAUUUGAAAACAUUUGCACGCAGAGAACGCUAUCUUGUUUAUAAGAUCUUAGGGUAUAAUUAAACACUAUUUUGAACUGUAAAAUUCAUUCAUGCAUUGGAGUUUUUUUUUGUUUUUUUUAAUGUGUAUUAUGUAUCAAUACCGUCUAAAAAUAUGACAGUAAAAUGCUAGAAGAUGCAUAGUGGCGUAUCUAUGAGUAUAAACAUUGGGAAGGGGAAACAAAGGUUAAAAGGUGGGGGAAUGAGGAUUAAGUAAAGGAGGUGCUAGCUGGGAAAUAUUAGGUUAUAAGCAAUUUUUAACUUUAAGUGUAAUCCUUUUGCUCAGCAAAUUUCCAGUAUGAGGCAUCUUGGGAUGCAAGCAUUUCCCCACAUCACCCACACCCCCCCCCCCUUUUGCCACCACCACCACCACUACCCCUAGAACUAUUACUUGCUUAUGUACUUAUCUAUUACAAUAUGUAUUUGAUGAUGUUAUAUAUUUUCGUAAUGUUCAAUUUGUUGCUAGGUUUUUAUUUAUUUAUAUAUUUAUUUAUUGAACAUAUUUAUACAGGAUAACAUAUCAGAAAAGUGUAAUAGCCUGUUUUACAUAAUGGUCCUGUAUUUAAUAAUAAAGUGUAAAUGUUUAAGAUUUUUGUUUUUACCAUGCUCUGCUUUUGUAUACAGUAUAGAGUAAUGUAACAAAAUUUUAGUGCUUUUAUGUAAAAAGUAAAGUAUUAAGACAGCGAAAAUUGUUAAAUACCAUAUUGGACAUAACAGUGAAAGUCUUUCGUCAUCGUAUGAGUUGUACUGAUAUUAAGUACUGUAAAUUUUAGCUGUUUUUUUUUUUUUUUUUUUAAGUGGUGGUUAGAAGUUGUCGUAAGUUGAUCCUUAAUGUGUAACAUCUUGUAUAAAGCCCUGUCCAGACUAUCAAACUUUGUUUCCCAUAUAUAGUCAUGAUGUGCCCAUAUAUAGUCAUGAUGUGCCUAUAUAUGGUCAUGUGAUGACCAUAUUUAGGCAUGUGACAUGUUCUUGUCAGGUCUGGACAGAGCUUAAGAGUUGUCCUAUAAAUAACUUUUGAGUGUGUAUAAGUGUUUACAAACAGACUGCAUCUCAUGCUUAUCAAGUGGUUUGUGAAUAAAAUAUUUUUGUUUAUAUAUGA
Anneissia japonica is the source of this 3896-nucleotide messenger RNA. RefSeq names its product ankyrin repeat domain-containing protein 10-like. The record is from RefSeq and is a predicted model, not a curated record. Gene Ontology annotation, molecular function: protein binding. The coding region runs from base 157 to 1287 and encodes 376 amino acids. Lineage: Eukaryota; Metazoa; Echinodermata; Crinoidea; Comatulida; Comatulidae. The transcript is spliced from 5 exons.